CGCCGCGAUGGCCAAGCAGCUCGGGCGGGACCAGCAGGGGAUCACCCUGCGGGGCAGCGCCGAGAUCGUCGCCGAGUUCUUCUCCUACGGGAUCAACAGCAUCCUCUACCAGCGGGGCAUCUACCCCCCCGAGACCUUCACCCGCGUCCAGAAGUACGGCCUCACCCUCCUCAUCACCACCGACCCCGAGCUGAAGAACUACCUCAACAACGUGGUGGAGCAGAUGAAAGAGUGGUUAUACAAGUGCAUUGUGCAGCGCUUGGUAGUGGUGAUCUCCAGUAUUGAAAACAACGAGGUUCUUGAGAGGUGGCAGUUUGACAUAGAAUGUGACAAAGCUGCAAAGGAUGAGAGUGCACCCCGAGAAAAAUCUCAGAAAGCUAUUCAGGAUGAAAUUCGAUCUGUUAUCAGACAAAUAACUGCCACAGUAACUUUUCUGCCUUUGUUGGAAACUGCAUGUGCCUUUGACUUGCUGAUUUACACAGAUAAAGACUUGGCAGUGCCAGAAAAGUGGGAAGAGUCAGGACCACAGUUCAUAGCCAAUUCAGAAGAGGUUCGUCUUCGCUCCUUCACCACCACAAUCCACAAAGUGAAUAGUAUGGUAGCUUACAAGAAGGAUUCAUUUCCUUAAGAUGUGCUUUUUGUCAUCUGUAUCCUGCCUGGUGUAGCUGCAAUGUGAAACUAAUGAACAGAAUCUUCUUAUUGUGGUUCACACAAGAGUAUAAUGCAGAAAGACAAAGCACUCGUCCAUGAUUACAGAUACUGGGCUGCCAUGCUAGUCUAAAUUGUCACCCUUUUCAAGAGGUAUAUAAAGGAUUUAACUAUCAUUAGAGACCACUUUCAUACUGAACAGUAUGCACUGAGUUAACAGUAUGUUAGGCUAUGCUGAAUUAGCUAGAGAUGCUAGCUAAAGGUAGGAUCAGUUGCUGGAACUGACUUAAGAUUUUCAAGUUACAGAACCUUAAAAUUAAUAUAUACUAUGUUUCAUUAGCAUUCUUGAAGUCUAUUGGCAUUUAAAAACCUUGCUCUUACACACCAGUUUUCCAUAGUGAAGGUCUGUUUUAUGGUAACACGAAAAGAAAUCCUAAUCAACAGAAAAUUUUAUGUAUAAAGUUACUUGUACUGAACCAUUGAAAGCAGCUGUUCAUCAGAAAAAAUCAAAUGCACAGAACUUGUGCAUAAAUGACUUUUCUGGACUAUGUAGUUUUGGGGCUGUUCAAGGUUGGUGUAUAUCUAUUUCUUCAGUGUCUGUCAAUUAUCUAUGUCUGUAUUUGUGUUUUUAUAGAAUAAAGCUUGAAAACUUG
Molecule: messenger RNA, 1301 nt
Organism: Rhea pennata
Lineage: Eukaryota; Metazoa; Chordata; Aves; Rheiformes; Rheidae
Gene: MAD2L1
Product: mitotic arrest deficient 2 like 1
Exons: 5
Coding region: 8-628 (206 amino acids)
Biological process (GO): mitotic spindle assembly checkpoint signaling
Cellular component (GO): cytoplasm; nucleoplasm; kinetochore
Source: RefSeq, a predicted model, not a curated record